Molecule: messenger RNA, 764 nt
Organism: Pyrus x bretschneideri (Chinese white pear)
Lineage: Eukaryota; Viridiplantae; Streptophyta; Magnoliopsida; Rosales; Rosaceae
Product: zinc finger protein ZAT11-like
Exons: 1
Coding region: 82-639 (185 amino acids)
Biological process (GO): response to stress; response to chitin
Source: RefSeq, a predicted model, not a curated record
UGAGGAGCUUCAUCCCUUCACAACAUUUUGCAUUUCAACAUUUUGAGACAUUUGCACGUUUGCUUUUGCUUUUGCUUAGACAUGAAGAGAGAUAUGACAAGAGAGGAAUUAGGGUUUGGAAUUAAGGGUUUGGACAUGGCAAAGUGUCUAAUGCUAUUAUCAUGCGGCAUGCAGACCAAAACAUGUUCGUCUUCAAACGAUGUGUUCGAGUGCAAGACUUGCAACCGGAAGUUUGCGUCGUUCCAAGCUCUCGGCGGCCAUAGAGCGAGCCAUAAGAGGCUGAGAACAUCGACGAGUCAUGAUGAUGAAGACCGUAAAAAUGAACCUGAAAAAGGAAGCGAUAAGUUGAUGGUGACAAACAAGAAGGCUAAAACACAUGAGUGCUCGAUAUGUGGAUCAAAGUUCGGCAUGGGACAAGCCUUGGGUGGUCAUAUGAGGAGGCACAAAGCUUCUAAUAUGAACAUGGUCAGUUUUCCUCAUGCUCCUUCAGUUGUUUCGUCGAAGAUUCCAGUCUUAACAAGGUCGAAUAGUAAAAGAGUUAUGAGCUUGGAGAUGGAUUUGAACUUGACACCAUUGGAGAAUGACUUGAAGUUAUUGUUUGGGAAGAUGGCACCAAAAGUUGAUGCUUUUGCAUCAUAAUUAUUUGAUGUACUUGUAACAUACCAUGGGGACUCACCAUUGUAUUAUUCUCAUUAGUUCUAAAUUUUAUUCGAUUAUUAAUUUUAUCAACGUUAUUAAUUGAAUUAUCACUUUGAUUUUCUUAA